Drosophila hydei is the source of this 5306-nucleotide messenger RNA. Its product is annotated as myb-like protein K. The coding region runs from base 253 to 4719 and encodes 1488 amino acids. Gene Ontology annotation, cellular component: nucleus. Lineage: Eukaryota; Metazoa; Arthropoda; Insecta; Diptera; Drosophilidae. The record is from RefSeq and is a predicted model, not a curated record. The transcript has 11 exons.
ACAAUAGUUCAUUUGUACUUGAGCGGCCAUUUUGGAGAUUGUUUCACCCACAAAAAAGUUAUGCAGCCCAAUUGUAGUAGUUUACAAAUAAAAUUUACUUAAAAUUGUAACGCAAAUAGACAAGUGCAUAAUCAUAGCUAAAAAUAAAGAUGAUCCAUCGCAGUGUGAAAGCAACGAAGCAGUAAAACGGCCAAGUUACUUUGCUAGUGACUAUCUCUCAACGCACGCACACAUGUAUCUCAAGCACACCACAUGGAUCCCAACUCCAGCCCCUGGUCUUACGCUUACAAUCGCAUCGUACCCGGUUCCACAGGCAGCACGGGAAGCACAGCGGAGGAAUUUCAGCAUCCACAUUUAGCGACAAUUACAGCGGCAAGCCUUGCUAGCUUCAAUGCGGCUGCAGCGAGCGGCGGCAGUUUUGUGCCACCAUCGCCCAUCGGUAGCUACAAUCCAGUAUUCCAGCAGAUUUAUCACCAUGCAGCUGCAGCGAGCGUACAGCCAAAGCCGGCGCAUUAUGCUUCAUCGACGGUUAACACACCGCACCGGCAGCUGCAACAACUGCAGUUGCCCACCACGUUGGACAAGCAGCUUAGCUCCUUUCAAAACCAAGCAGCGGUGGCGGCUGUCUCCUCUGCAGCUGCAGCCGCCGCUGCAGUUAAUAAUGUUGCCUCUAACUACUACGGUGAGAACUCAUCAUCCAGCGGCGCUUCGCCGUCACCCACCACGGUGGCUUUAACAUCAACAUCGCUGACGUGGAACACGCCCAACAUGAUAUCCAACACGUUCCUUGCCAUGCAGCAGCAACAGCAGCAGGCGCAACAGCAACAACAGCAGCAACAGCAAGCUCAACAGCAACUGAACCUAGUGGCCGAUAAAGUGCAAAUCAAACAAGAAAACACACAACAAACCAAGGCGCAUCUCAAAGCGUACAACGAUCUAAUUUACUUCACCCAAUUGCAACAACAACAACAGCAGCAGCAGCAACAACAGCAGCAGCAGCAGCAAGACCAAUUGCAACAUGAGAUUGCCGAGGCAGAAACGUAUUAUACCAUAGAUGGGCAAAAACUGAAACUGGCUCGGAAGGAUCCGCAAACGAUUCACAUUGAACAGCAGAAUGUUAGCCCGGCCUAUGCAGCGCAGUAUGCGAGUCCUGCAUUGAGCUCUGCGGACGGAUCACCUAUCACGAAUUUACACGCGGUCGAUGUCGGUGGAUCACCACAGGUGAUUGUCUAUAAGACAGCAACGGCCCCGGUGGCAGUGUCGGUAGCGGCGACUGGUUCGCCAGUAUCGCGACGCACCGUAAUGAACGUGGCAGGCGCGGGUUCGUCUGCAGCACCAACAACGGUGGCCUACUCAUCUGUGAUACAAAGCACACUGCAACAACAGCACCUGCAGCAGCAGCAACAGCAACAACAGCAGCAGCAACAACAGCAACAACAACAGCAGCAGCAGCAUUGCUGGACAAAGUCUGAGGAUGGGCAGGAGGAGAUUAAAAGUGUAUUGCAAUUGCAUGUCAAGCAAGAGCAUCGGCAGCUGGACUAUGCUAAUGAUGCGACUGGCGGUACAGAUACCGGCGAGAAUCUCGUGUUUAACCUUCCACCAGGUCUUGAGAUAAAGCAAACGUUUUAUCAACCAGCGGUCGUUGAUGUAGAUUCGUCCGCGUCCGUGUCCUUACAACAGGCACAGGCGCAGGCUGUAGCCCAGGAGCAUCUGCUGCAACAACAGCAGCAGAGUUCCAGCUCGCCGCAAGGCAGGCGACAGCACGUUGUGGCUAAUAUGAUAUUGUCACCAGGGACUUCGAGCAGCUUAGCGUCACAGAUUCAAACAGUGCCAAAGGAGGAUGUAAAGCCGCCGCCUAAGCCCGCAAAGACGCCGCGAAAACGACAACCGAAGAAGACGCUUAUUCCAAGUAGCGAAUACAGUACGGUUCGCAGUCCACAAGAAUCGCAGCAUCACCAGUUGCAGCAACAACAACAGCAUAAUCAACAGCAACAGCAGCAGCAGCAGCAGCAAAAUACGUAUUACGAUUUUAACAGCAAGUGGAAUGCACCGCUCAAAACGGAGAACAAUGCGGCGUCUGUGUCGCCUGCGACGACCAUCAACAUACCCACAUAUCCGCAGCAUAGCCAGCAACACCAACAAUCCUCUCAGCAGCAGCAACAGCAUCUUCCACAGCCCGCACACCUACAAUCAUCGCAGGCGCAAUCGCACCUCACGCAGUUAGCCCAGUACUAUCCAGCGUUUCCGCAACCCAUUGCAUCCCAGUAUACGGCGUGUAUGCAACAGCAACAGCAACAGCAACAACAACAGCAGCAGCAGCAGCAACAACAACAACAGCAACAGCAGCAACAACAGCAACAGCAGGUGUACACGCAACAACAACAACAGCAGGUGUACACACAACAACUACAGCAUCAACAGCAGCAGCAGCAGCAACAACAACAGCAACAGCAACAUCAGCAGGAUAAAGUCGAAGCUGUGCAGCAGCAGGAGGAGGAAUCGGCAGCUGCUGCUGCCGCUACCGAGGCCAGCAAUAAAGUCAUUGUGCCAAACAUAGAAGAGGAACUAGACUUUUUGGCCGAUGCAAAUAGUGUGGCGAAACAGGGUUAUGCAAAUUCGUUGGCUACCAAUGGACGCAACACUAACUCCUCGACAAACAAUACAAACUUUGGCAUACGUAAUCCUAAUAAAACGCCUUCACCGGAGCCGCCUUCUUCAACGCACGACUGCAGCAAUAAUGGGAUAACGCCGGCUACAACAACGCUCUGCACAUCCAGUUCGACGUCGUCAUCGUACAGUCCAUCCGCGCCGAAACCUGUUAGCGUGGGCACGUCAAUUGGCGAGAAGAAAACACAAUUUAUGGAUAGCUAUCUUAAAUUUCUACAAGGUGAACGUGAUGACGAUCCUCCGCCAGUGGUGAAGCCAUCGCGUAAGCUUAAUUAUCCACGUGCUCCAUAUAAACGUAAAGGCAAACCCGGUGCCGGUGAUGAAGCGUCCACAUCGCAGGUAACGACGUCUUGUGGAACAGCGGCGGACAGUCAGGCAUCACAGAACUUGGCCGGUCUCGUCGGCGACGAUGGGCAUCGUAUCAAAAUACUCUCACAAACUCAAAUACUGCCUAAAAAGAGGCCGCAUGCACAAAUGGUGGCGGCGGCAGCUGCAGCAGCAGCAGCCGCUGAAUCAACAUCUACCUCUGUCAUACAGCACCCCGCAGCCGAUCAGACGACAUCUUCGUUUCGGCCAUACGCCCAGCAGCAACAGGAGUCGCCUGGUCUGGGCGCCGCACAGCAUUUUGUGCAGCAGCAUUGCGCGCAGUUGGGUAGCGGGAGCGGCAGUCAAGACCCUUUAAAUUUACCGCCGCGUCGGGAGCAAUGCUCCCGCAAGGCCAAGGAGAGCAGUAUGCACGCGCUUCUCUUGAAUACAUCAACAAUUGGGGAGGGCGGCGCGGUUGGUGAGCCGGAGGAGUUCACAGACUCGGACACGGAUCCCGUUUGGACGCCGCAGGAGGAAGAUAGUGACGAUGGCAAGGGCUAUGGGAAGCGCAAAGCAGCGCGACGCAUCAAGGGAACGCCGCGCAAGAACACAUAUUGUCAGCCAACAACGCAUUUGCAACAGCACCAGCAAUUGCAACAACUGCAGGCGACGCAGCAGCAACAUCAGCAGCAACAACAGCUGCAUACCUCCAAUGAUGGCUAUAAUCCGCAGCAGGAUCUGCAAAGUGGCGCAGCCGUUAGUUAUGGCAGUGCAGCAUCGGCAUCUGCAACCACGGCUGAGAACUUUAAAACCGGAGACUUUAUCGUUUUACGUUCGGAUUUGGUUAAUGACUGGCCCACCAUUUGGCAGGUGGAUUCCAAAUGUAUAUUGCAAAAGUAUGAGCCGUUUCGACAGAACGGCAAAACCUUUUACCGCAACAUGUCGAAAUACGCAUCAUGGAAUCUUGAAACAAAGAAACUCUACCUCAAAGCUCCCGUUCGCAUACAGCUACAAUCUCACACAGAAACAAUUGUGGAGUUCAUGCGUUCUGAACUGCUCGCCGAUGAUACUGAGCAGUUUAUUGAAAAGAUAAUGGAGGACUUCCUGUCCUAUCGGGACAAUUUCGAAAUUUAUAUACAAACAAUGAUAUCGCAGGCGCUCGAUCCUAGCUUCUUCUCUGAGAUAACUCGCGAAAAAGAUGACUACUUUUUGGGAAGCGUGCGCGUAAUAGACAAUAUAAUGGACAAUUGCAAGCGGAAAUUGUUGGCUAUCACUCCAUGGACACGUAGCAUUAUCUCGUCAAUUGAGACGUGGCCCAAGUGUCAUGUUUUCUCUGAAUGGGUGCAGAAUAAUUUAACCCAAAAGAAUUGCGCUGGCUGCCAUCAACCGGGCAUUGCAGUUCGUUUCCUUCUAUUUGGGGAGCCCUACAAUCCAAACACCAUGCAGACCAUAUCUGCAGAUGUACGAAUCGUAUACGAGAAGGACAUUGUGUUGUGUCGUAUUUGUGCCGCGCGUGCGGAUCUCUUCCACAAGAUAGCGCAUGAGAAGUUUAACCUGUUUAUCAAUUGCUCGCAACGUGUGACAGAACAGCAGCAACAGUGUCCCGGCAAGACAUCGACGGAAAUACUAAAUGAUCUGUUGGCCGAACACAAUUGGAUAGAUGAGCUAUUUCGUAAUAUGCGCAACUGUUGGGCCGAGGUUGAAAGCUUGGAGAGACAAAAACGUUUCCGCGAAGUAAUGCAGUAAUCAAGGAAAGGCAUUGUAUACUUACUGAACGUUACAGAUGUAGCUGAAGCUGCUUGAAAAUAUUUAAAUGUAUACAAGAACGCUGCAAUAAACUCAAUGAGUUGUUAGUUUAUAUUCAUACCAAUAAUCUUAAGUUGUGGUUUUACGUUAAAAGCUUUUACAAAUUUCAUAUCGCGUUCUUCUUAAGUCUGCGAUCCAAUGUUAUGCACAUGGCAUAAACAUACUAUGUUAGAGUGUUUAUGCUGUGACUGGUUGUAGCUACACGUAUAAAACUAUUGUAUAUAAUAUUAUAAUUCGGGUAUAUUUGCAAGUCUCUAAUGCGAUUAUGUUAGUAAUUAUCUCAUAAGCUUUUAUCUGCAAAUCCAAUGCAAAAUGAUUAGAUGCAUACCAUAUAGUAAUUUAAGUUGUCCCUUGCCUAGUGGAAAGCAAUUUUUAUGUUUACCAACACACCCAAAACUUACGUAGAACCGACAUAUGUAAGCACACUACAUAAUACUAUUAGCACCUUCAGUAUAAAUGGAUUUUAACAAUAGACAAAGACACAGACGCAGAAUUUAUUGUUUGCGGCCUUUUAUUUUUAAUGUCCA